This is a messenger RNA of Oryctolagus cuniculus (rabbit), 13732 nucleotides long. It is a transcript of the gene UBN2, whose product is annotated as ubinuclein 2. Gene Ontology annotation, cellular component: nucleus. Gene Ontology annotation, biological process: chromatin organization. The record is from RefSeq and is a predicted model, not a curated record. Lineage: Eukaryota; Metazoa; Chordata; Mammalia; Lagomorpha; Leporidae.
GGUGCGCCUGGAGCUGGUGCUCAAGGACCCCACGGACGAGAGCUGCGUGGAGUUCAGUUACCCGGAGCUGCUGCUGUGCGGGGAGCAACGGAAGAAGCUCAUUCAAACAGAAGAUCCAUUUAAUGAUGAACAUCAAGAGAGGCAAGAAGUGGAAAUGUUGGCUAAGAAGUUUGAAAUGAAAUAUGGUGGGAAACCCCGUAAGCACCGGAAGGAUCGGCUACAAGAUUUAAUUGAUAUAGGCUUUGGCUAUGAUGAGACAGAUCCAUUUAUUGAUAACUCAGAGGCUUAUGAUGAAUUAGUUCCUGCUUCUCUAACAACAAAAUACGGAGGUUUCUAUAUCAAUACUGGCACGCUGCAGUUUCGCCAGGCUUCAGACACUGAAGAAGAAGAAGUUACAGACAACCAAAAGCACAAGCCACCCAAAUGUGAUCCAGGGACUGACUUGUACCAGAUGUUUGUUAAGAAUGCAAAUUGGGUGGCCCUACCCCAGACAACUGAAUCAAAACCAGAGGUUCCCAAAGUAAAAGAAGAUGAUAUUGAGAUGAAGAAGCGCAAGCGGAAAGAGGAAGGGGAAAAGGAGAAGAAGCCAAGGAAAAAAGUACCCAAGCAACUGGGAGUUGUAGCUCUGAAUUCACACAAGUCAGAGAAGAAGAAGAAACGUUACAAAGAUUCUCUUUCUCUUGCUGCCAUGAUACGAAAGUUCCAGAAAGAGAAGGAUGCACUAAAGAAGGCGUCUACCCCGAAAGCCCCGGUGCCCUUCGUGCCCGCCCCUGUGCACAAAGCGCCCUGUGCCUCUGCAGCGCUGGGGAGUGACGCCCAGGACAUGAGUCUGAGCAGCGCUGACCCAGACCUCCCCAUUUUUGUUAGCACAAAUGAACACGAGCUCUUUCAGGAAGCUGAAAAUGCCCUAGAGAUGCUGGAUGAUUUCGAUUUUGACAGAUUACUGGAUGCUGCUUCUGAUGGUAGCCCCCUGUCUGAGUCUGGGGGAGAGAAUGGAAACACUGCCCAGCCAACCUACACCUCUCAGGUGAUGCCCAAGGCGGCACCUACACUCCCAGAGGGCCUACCCGUUCUUCUUGAAAAGCGCAUUGAAGACCUCCGUGUAGCUGCCAAACUUUUUGAUGAAGAAGGAAGGAAAAAAUUCUUUACACAAGAUAUGAAUAAUAUUCUUCUAGACAUUGAGUUACAGCUACAAGAACUAGGCCCUGUUGCCCGUAGUGGUGUCUACUCCCACCUGGAAGCUUUUGUGCCGUGCAAUAAAGAAACCCUGGUAAAACGGCUAAAGAAAUUACAUCUCAAUGUCCAGGAUGAUCGUUUAAGAGAACCUCUGCAGAAACUGAAGCUGGCUGUUAGCAAUGUCAUGCCUGAGCAACUGUUUAAAUACCAGGAGGACUGCCAGGCUCGCAGCCAGGCCAAGUGUGCCAAGUUGCAGACAGAUGAAGAACGGGAGAAAAAUGGAUCCGAGGAAGAUGAUGAUGAGAAACCAGGGAAACGUGUCCUAGGACCAAGAAAGAAAUUCCACUGGGAUGACACCAUUAGAACUUUGUUAUGUAACCUUGUUGAGAUCAAAUUGGGAUGCUAUGAGUUAGAGCCAAAUAAAAGCCAGUCUGCUGAGGACUAUCUUAAAUCCUUCAUGGAGACAGAGGUGAAGCCCCUGUGGCCCAAGGGCUGGAUGCAGGCGAGAAUGCUUUUUAAGGAAAGCCGGAGUGUGCAUAAUCAUCUCACUUCUGCUCCGGCAAAGAAAAAGGUGAUUCCUGCACCUAAACCCAAAGUAAAGGAGUGUAGUCCGAAAAAGGACCAGAAAGCUCCCGCAGCCUUGGUGGCUUCCGCUGGGGGUCCUUCGGCAAGCCCCAGCACCCCUGCCGCCGCGCCUGUCGUCUCCAGCUCCACACCAGCCCAGGAGACCAUCUGCCUCGACGACUCGCUGGACGAAGACCUUUCUUUCCACUCGCCGUCACUGGAUCUUGUUUCCGAAGCUUUAGCUGUUAUCAAUAACGGGAACAAGGGCCCUCCCGCUGGCUCAAGGGUAAGCCUGCCAACUGCGAAACCUCGUUCAGGACUAAGAGAAGAAAAAUUAGCAAGCAUCAUGAGUAAGCUGCCACUCGCAGCUCCCAAAAAACUGGACUCCUCUCCGACUGCACACUCGUCCAGUCUUAUAGCCGGUCACACAGGGCCAGUACCAAAGAAACCCCAGGACUUAGCUCACACUGGCAUCUCUUCAGGCCUUAUUGCUGGGUCUUCGAUUCAGAACCCGAAAGUUUCCUUGGAACCUCUGCCAGCCAGGCUGCUUCAGCAAGGACUACAGCGGUCAAGCCAGAUUCAUGCUUCCUCCUCGUCACAGACUCACGUCUCCUCUUCUUCCCAAUCCCAAGCUGCUGCCUCCUCUCAUGCUCUGGGAACAUCGGAGGCCCAAGAUGCUUCUUCGUUAGCGCAAGCCACAAAGGUGCACCAGCACUCAGCUGUCCCGCAGAACUAUGUGUCUCCACUGCAAGCAACCAUUAGUAAAUCCCAGACGAACCCCGUGGUGAAGCUGAGUAGUAACCCCCAGCUCUCCUGUUCAGCCCCGCUCAUGAAGACUUCAGAUAAGCCGCUUGUGUACCGCCUUCCUCUGUCUACCCCUUCACCUGGAAAUGGCUCUCAAGGGUCCCACCCCCUGGUUUCCAGGACAGCACCUAGCACCACUACCUCCAGUAACUAUUUAGCCAAGGCAAUGGUGUCACAAAUCUCCACGCAGGGUUUCAAAUCUCCCUUCUCAAUGGCUGUGUCCCCAAAACUUGCGGCGUCUCCUAAACCUGCCACGUCUCCUAAACCCUUGCCCUCACCUAAGCCUUCUGCCUCGCCUAAGCCCUCUCUGUCAGCUAAGCCUUCAGUAUCAACUAAACUUAUUUCUAAAUCCAACCCAGCUCCCAAGCCUACUGUAUCCCCGACUUGUUCGAGUCCAAAUGCACUAGUAGCCCAGAGCAGCCACUCCAGCAGUAACAACCCUGCUCAUAAACAGCCCGGGGGGGUGAACGUCAGCAGACAGUCCCCCACCUUGAAUUUGUUGCCCCCUAACCGCACUGCAGGCCUUCCGUCUACAAAAAAUCUUCAGGCCCCUUCAAAGAUAACAAACCCGUCAUCCACCGGAACUGUUGGGAAGAGCAGCUUGAGUGGAACUGCAGUACAUGUACCUGCCAGCAGAGGUAGCAGCCAUAACUCGAGUGGAGCGAAUAGGACUAGUCUGUCUGGGGGAACAGGAAGUGGAACACAGGGUGCUGCUAAACCGUUGUCUACUCCACACAGACCGUCGUCUGCCUCAGGGUCUCCAGUGGUGACAGCCAGUGUGCAGUCCACAGCAGGAGCGCCAUUGUUGGCUAAUGCCUCACCCCUGACUCUCAUGACGUCACCUUUGUCUGUAACCAAUCAGAAUGUGAGUCCUUUUGGGAUGCUGGGUGGCCUUGUUCCCGUCACCAUGCCCUUCCAGUUUCCCUUGGAGCUACUUGGCUUUGGAACGGACACAGCUGGAGUGACAACCACCUCGGGAUCUACCUCAGCCGCUCUCCACCAUAGCCUAACUCAGAAUUUACUAAAGGGUUUACAGCCAGGAGCUCAGCAUGCAGCACCACUUUCCCACUCACCUCUGCCUACACACUUACAGCAAACAUUUCAUGAUGGAGGCCAAAGUAAAGGGGACACUAAAUUACCACGGAAAUCUCAGUGACUUCCCAGCAAGCAAAGGAGACGAAACAUUUAGUUGGCUGAUGGAAUCUACCUGAUGGGAAAGUACUUUUGUGGUCAUAGGGCUGCUGUUUCUGUCGAUGUUUACAUUCUCGUCCCAAGCACUGUGGUGAGGAAGAAAAAGAAAAGAAAACAUUACUUGAGCAAAGCCAGGUGCAGGAGAAGAAAUGCUUUUGUGCAAAGUUAGUGACCUUCAGUCUCUUGUAAAGAAAGACAGAGUUACCAUAUUAACUGACUUGAAAGAGACUCAGUUGUCAAACCCACAGAAGUACAAGUUUGAUUUUCCCCUGGGGGGAGGAAGAAGGAGGUUGAGAGGAUUUGGGUAAACUCCAUCCAUCUUGGGGGUUGGCUCUGAAUAAUCAUAGACAUAACUGCAUAAUUAAAGGCAAUAUAUCUGGAAUUAGGCCAAUUUGUCAGGAGUAAUGAUCAUGUCUGUUGAAGUGGAUUAUGUAGCAAAUUUGCCACCAAAAAAAAAAAAAAAAAAAAAAAAAAUUGGCCCUGUGUUUGAAGCAGCCAGUAGCUGAGAAAUAGUGUGCCCUCGGCGGUCCUGAGCAGACCCGAGUCUUCUCCGGCCUGUGGCAGCUCCUCGCGUGCGUCACGUGCUGCAGAUGCUUCUGGAACGUUAUUUCAGCACAGCGAUUUUUAAAAAGUCAGGAAAUUGAGCCUGUUGCUCUUAACAGGAGAAACCUAGGUGUCCCUUUUUGUGAAAGGGUCAGUUUCAUCUUCCGUUUAGAAGCAGGUACUUCACGCCCCCUUCAGGUGAUUUGUGCAUCUGGUAUUGACUGCUUAAUUAUUAUUUCCAUUUUGGAUGCUAAAAUGUGACUGUGCUCACAUUUUCCUCUUGAGAAAUGGGAAUUUUUGGUAUAGGGCUAAUGCUUUUUUACUUAUAGCCCUUGCAAGGUUACCAACAUGAGCUGUAAAUUUCCCGCAAAUUCACCUCACUCCAUGACUUUUUUUUUUUAGCUAGUGGCACUUCAGGCAGUUAUUAACUAUUGAUAGAAACAGCUAAAAGUAUGUAGUACAUACUUGUAUGCUGCUUUGUUGGUCAUUCAAAUGGCAUAUAUAGAUUUUUUUUAAUUUUAAGAUGGUAUUUUAAAGGGAGGAAUGAAUUAUGUUAGUAUCAUUAUGUAUACAAGGGGUUAUAUUAAAGCAAUCAUAAUGUAUUUUUACUCCCUGUAUCCAUCGCAGUGAAAUUGAAGCAUUUGGGAUCUUAAAGCUUUACUAGUAUUUACUCAGAAUAUUGAUACACAAGUAAACCUGCAGAUGUGCUACCUUAGCUGUAGCCUCUUUAUGCAAAGAGCAAAGACAACAAAGGAUGCUAAGGGAAAGACUUAGUUCUCUUUAGAUACAUUUUAUAUGAUUUUCCCCCUCAUCAUCAGUCUCUUUCAAACUAAUGAAUAUUUUCUAACUAUACGCAAGAAUGGUGUAAGCUCUAAAUGAUGUAAUCUUGUCCAUUUAUCACGAUAGACUAACUAAAAAAAUAGCCUUAGACUGGUAAUAGCAAGAUUUCUAGCGUUUUUCAUUAUACAUUACCCUACACCAGCAAACGGGAACUUUUUUCUGCCAAGGGCCACAUGGAUAUUUAUAUCAUUCAUUGAGCAUUCAAAAUUAUCAACUUAAAAGUUAGCCAGCUAUAAAUGGACUCAGUUUCAACUCUGCCGGUUGUACCUUGGCAGGGCCAGGCCAAAUGAUUUUUGCGGGCCUUAUACGGCCCAUGGGUCAGAUAUUCCCCACACCAGCCCUACACUGUUAAGCUUAUUCAAAUCGAGAGUAUUACCAGGCCCAUUUCCCUUUAAUAAAUAAAAGUCUCAGCCUAUAGGACUGUGAAUAAGUAACUUUAGAUCUGUUCAGAUCUUUAUUCCUGUAUUUUGACUUCCAAGUCACAUUGGCUUGCUUCAUAGCAAAAAAAAAAAGGGGGGGGGGUUAAUAAAUAAGUGAAAACUUUAGUUCCAAAAAUUUGUUGCCGUUGGGGAAAGGACUAUUUCAAAAGAAUUGAUUAAAUUUCUUGACUAAGGAUUUAGUGUCCCAGUACCACAGGUCGGGGUGUUGGAUCAACCCCAGCAGAACUUACAGAGCAGUACUGGGUGUGUUGAGGCUUGACUUGAAUUCAGUGUUUCUGAUUAGGUUUUUAAUUUGGGAAGUGUACUCAGUUCUUGGUUUCUUGUGAUUUAGUAGGCUUCUUGCUUUCCUCUUUGCAAAUACCACCUGGGAAGUGACGGGGGCUUUCCUUCAGAAGAGUAACCUUGGUUUCCAUCUCUUCCCGUCUAACUGCACACACACCUGUGUAUACGUAGGUGUGUGUGCAUACACACUAAUAUAGAUGCAUUGGUAGUAUUAAAAUCAAGGAAUAAUCACUUUAGUUUCUUAAACCCAUCAAUUUUAAAAAAGAGUUAUUUAUUUGAAAGGCAGAGUUACAGGAUCUUCCAUCUGCUUAUUUACUCCCCAAAUGGCCACGAUGGCCAGGGCUGGGCCAGACAGAAGCCAGGAGCUUCUUCCUGGUCUCUCUUGUGGGUGCAGGGGCUCAAGGACUUGGGCCAUCCUCCACUGCUUUCCCAGAUGCAUUAGCAGGGAGCUGGAUUGGAAGUGGAGCAGCCGGGACUCAAACCGGCAGCCGUUGAGAUGCCAGCUCAACCCGCUGUGCCACAGUGGCGACCCCGGGACCCAUCAGUUCUGGAUCAUGCCAUAGGAAGUUCUCUGACUGUCAUCACUAGAAAAGGAAUGGGCUUGUCCGUUCUCCUCUCCGAUCACUUUGUGCUAACUAACCAGGACAGAUAACCAGAGGCCCUGAGGCUGAGACUGUAACACGGGGAGUUCCUUUCACUGUCCUCAGUCUUGAUCCCUUGAAGACUGCUAGCAGUCGGAUUGCACUUGAGCAGCCUCCCCGAGGUUCCUGGCCAUCUCGCAUCCACUUCCGUCAAGACAUCCUUCUGUGUUGUAUAAAUCGGGCAGACCCUCUUGUCUUUCUUUAUAGAUAGGAUAUGAUCAGAGUUUCUACAUGUAAAUACAAGCCUAUUUCUUUCUAGAUCAUAACAUUGAAAAUGGUGUCCAUCCUUUAUGGUCACCCACCUUUACGGUUUUUAUUACUAAUAACAUAAAUUGGUUAUUUUUUAGCACAGAGACUUGUGACUCAUACUGUAUUUUUGCACUUAAAAUCAAAUUAUGUUAUUUUUUAAAAUGGUGAAUAAUUGGAAAGGAUAUCUAUAGAUCAAUGUGUAUUUCUAAAGAGCAUUAGCAACAUCCAAAUGCAAGAAUUGUCAGCACACUUAGUUAUAUCCCACUCAGCGGGAUUCUUGAUUCAGGAAAAUGAAGCUGUUUGUUUCCGACUGUCUUCUGUUUUCAGUUGCCUUCAUGAUAUAUAAGCUGUUCCUGUGUGUACAGUUAAUCCUCAGUAUUCACAAGCAAUAAUGGCCACAGCAUUGUCCUCAGGUAGCAGUGCUGGGCCUGGUGGGAGACUGUUGGGAGCAAAGUGUCAAGCUCAUUCAGAGCCUCCUAAAUAAAUGCAAGCAAUAAUUGCCGGAAGUCAGUUAGAAUUGUUUUGCAUAUGCUUCUGACAUCAGAGGGUAAAAGAAAUCAUGACUUUAAGACAGCCUGAAGGAAGAGGUUUUGGGAAAGACGUGAGAUUAACUCGUAGUCACAGAUCCUGGUGGUGCUGAGGGAAUCAGAGAUCGUGCUAGCACAUUCUUUUGUGCCCACCACCCCUUUGAUGGAUGUAGUAAGCCCAAAUUAGGUAUUUUAUAUAUAUAUAUAUAUAUAUAUAUAUAUAUAUAUAUAUAUAUAUAUCAUUGACAUUGAGUAGAGUUUAUUGGAUCACCAAGGUAAGGGGAAGAGCCAGGCACAUGACAUAUUUGAAUACUGUGGGUUUGACACCUGUUGGAAAACAACUUCUUGCAACUGAUUUUUAACCCAGGAUAUUUUUUUUCCAAAGCAGAUCUAAAUUGUUUACUACCCAGGGAUGGGGAGGGCAGGCGCCUUGAGUCUUUCUGCCCUGGUUGCCCUGUCCCGCAGCCCUUUCCACCCCUGCUUGGCUCACAAGACGUUUUCUGACAUGAAAUUCUACUGUUGUCCAAACUGCCGCCCCCGCCGGGAGCCCGUGUCCUGGGAUCGUCUCUAGAAGGCCGGCUCCCGCCGCGUGCGCUGCUCCGCUGUGAGAUGAGCUCGCUGUGCCGCUGCUUUCGUUGGCAGCUCUUCAUCUGCAGGAGACUUGAGCGUGCAGUCCGCCCCACGUCUCGCUGAGGGUCCUUACGUUAGGCGGGUACCACGCAAGCGCACUGGUCCCUGUGUGGUUUCUGUCAUUUAAGUGUGGAAGUCGUGCUUGCUUUUUGUUUGCUUGUUGGGUUGGUUUGGUUUGGUUUGGUUUGGUGUUGAAAUUGGAACCAGAAGCAUGGGAAGGGGCAGUGAGCAGGAGCAGUUGAGCAUGGUCCUUGUGUCUCAGCUCCGCAGCUUCUGCUGGCCUGACGCUCCCAGAGGGGCACCCUCACUCUGCUGUGCACGCAGGGUUGUGCGUUUGGUUUUGUUUGGUUUGGCUUUUUGCUGGGGGAGGGCUUUGAUUUUCAUAAUAAUGUUGCAGGAGAAAAGUGCAGUAGUAGACAAUGCUGAUCACAAACAUGGUAUGCAAUUUUAUUUUACAGAGUUUAAGGGGAAAAGUUGGACUCUUUGUGAAUUGUCUCUUAGCUCUGAUAAAUGCUUAUAUCGCUUCUCUAAAACAUGCUCAGUUCAGGCCUUUGUCUUUGUUAAGUGCCUUUUUUUCUUUCUUUUUUCUGCUCUUUAAAAGCUGUUCUCAGAUAUCCUAAAGUACAGACUAACUAGUCAGGGGGUUCAGGAAGAAGAAUCUCAGACUUGCCAACGUCCUGUCAUGCUGUGAUGUUCUUCCUUUCCUGCUGUGUACAGACAUAAAUGUAAGAUGCAUCCAUAUAAACCAGUAGAUGCUGUACCGUUGUGUGCUCUCGAAGAACUCCCCUGGCAGCGUUGCGAAACUUUGGCCUUGUUCGUUCCAUUGCUUUUCGCUGGUUAAAAUGUGUGGGUUGGGGGAUUUUCUUUCCACAGAUGCUGUCUUCCCCCUUGAAUAUAUAUCUGUAGCAGUUAACAAAAAGAUGUGUGUGUGUGCACGUGCGCGUGUGUGCGAGGGUGUGUGUAUGUAUCGGUUAUACGAUGUAUGUAUACACACGUAGAUGUGUUGUUUAUUCCAAGUCAGAUAACCUUAGUGGACGCUUAGCUGCUCCUGGGUGUGGCCCGCUGCCCGUGCCCUGCAGCCCGGCGUGAGCUGUGCAGGGAAGCGCUGGAGUAGCAAGCGUGUCUCGCGGGCCACCUUGCUAAGGUGCGCUCUGGCAGAGAGACUGAGCUUAGAGCCGCAGACCCCGGCCAGUCGGCAGCUCUGUCGACAUUAGAGACGUGUCCUGUUUUCUUCUGGGUAAUAACUUCUGAACAGUCCUACAGCUGGGUAUCUGUGAAGAUGCUGAUAAACCUAGAAGUAACUUCAGAUGCGGAGGAAAAUGCUCUCGGCGCUAGAGCGCUCCUGAGGGCUCUUCAGUCUUCGCUUUGCCAGAGAAUCACAGUAGACUUGGUUUAGAUUUCGCCCUUGAGCAAAAUAACCCAAUUUUCAGGAUCUAAGGUUCAUUUGUUUCUUAUUGAAAACAAAGAGAUGUGACAUGUUCAGGGAGACUCAGUUGAACCAAAUCUGAAAACCCAGGACAAAAACGUCAAACAAGUGUCCCCUUUUGAAUAGAAACGUCUAAUUUGGGAUAGGAGACUGAUCGCUGAAGAGAAAGCAGAGGCUCCUGGCAGCGAAACGUGCCCAGCGCUGGAGCGAGCUCCGGCAAUCCAUGUCGUGCCUCAGAGUACCCAUCCACAUUUGGGUAGAAUUACCCUCACCUACCUCCCAGGGAUAUCAGAGACUGUGCUAUUUCAAAAUAGCUUGAGUUUUUCUAAAAUGUCCUAUAUAAUUAAAAAUAGUAUUAUCUUCCUGCAGAGGCUGAAAAAUGAUCUCCUUAUAAUUAUAGGAUAUAGGAAGCACCCUACGAUUUUUAAGUUUAAAAGAAAUCACUGGAAUUCUAAUUUAGAUACAUAUUGUUAUUUAAACAUAUUGUAUUUGUGGUGGGAUAAAAUGGUUAGUUUCAGGUUAACAAGAGAAAUGACACUAAGUUUCUUCAUUAUAAGUAGUUUUUUUUGUGUGUGUGGUUUUUUUUAGCCUUUUAUGGUGUCAAUAAUUGUGACUUUUGCUGAGGUUGUGGGGCUCAAGUUAGAUAAAGUAUGGGUGACUGGUGUUUGGAGCUGAUAAAGGAUUGUGGAAGUUCUCUCUGCCUCACGUCACCAUCUUCCCACCCUCAUUCCUCGGUGAUGCAGGACUGGGCUUUCCACUGGGGGAGAGUGAACGGGAGUCUCAUUCACUGGCAAGCAGUGGCUCAGGCUGUGUCGCCCGCCUGCGUGUGGGCCUGUCCGGCUCUGUGCUGGGACAGGCAGCACACACGGCCAGGUCCACUGUCCUCAGUGCGGGAGAACGGCUCCCAGGAGGAAGUGAAGAAAACUUUACUGCGCUCUUCUUCCUGCAUGCUAAGUAGCAAAAUGCAGAGUUUUCCUGUUGUCGUUACAGACAGCAGCAGCAGGAAGGAUCGGGUGCUGAGCUGGGGUUGUUGGGUGUGUAGCUCAUGUCAGGGUCAGGAGAGAGAAUGUGGGCGGUGGGACGCGGAACAAGUCAGCAGCUCAAUGCUGAGCAGGAAGCUCCGGGCGGAGUUGGCCUGGGAUCCAGCUCCCAGGAGGGGCUCGGGCCCAGUUAAUCUCUAGAGACACAGUUUUGUUUUGUUUCGUUGUUUUAAAAUCACGGUUUGGUUUUCCCUUGCUUUUUCCAGAUGAGACCUUGGUGAGUAGCUUCUGAGUAUCUACUGCCCACAUAAACAUUCUUUAUUUGCCACAUUUCCCUUUUUUUCCAUUCUUUGUUGUUGUUGUUUUUUCCAUUCUUUUGAUAACAAAUGUUUAGACUUCUACCCAAAGAAACAAGACGAAGGAUUUUGUUGAAUGUGCUUUCUCUGGGGAAAAUUAACAGAAAAAUAAAAUAGAGAUAUUUUUAUGUUCAUCUAUCCUAAAAUGUGCAUUUUUUUUAUUUAAAAAAAAAACUACCAAUCGUCCCACUGGUUCACAACUGUAGUUAGUGUCAUGGAUGUCUUUGGGCUGCUGUGAUAAAAUCAUCCUGGUGUUUAGAAAGUUCUAGAUUCCAUGGCACAGUGUGCAGGCUUGACAAGCUGAACAAGUGAUGAGAUCCUAAUUACCAUAGCUUUGCAUAUUUGUGUUGAAUGUGUCCCCCUUUGCUCUCAUCUUCAUUCUUCUUCCCGUAGUGUGGGUGCCUAAGUUCACCCUCUCAUCCCCUGGUCGCUCCUGCUCCUGUCGUCCGCCGGGGCGGGGUGGGGGGGAGGCGUUUCCUCCCCCUCUAGCGGACGCCCUGCGCGCCUGCUGACCUGCACAGUGAGGCCUGCGAUCUGGGGGAGUCGCUGUCCCGACAGGGGUGCAGGCAGACCAGGAGGGUGGUCGCCAGACUGCCCGGGAUGACUUGAUGCUGUCACAGUUUUCCCACACACUCAGAGUACUAACUGAUUGGAAGUAGGUAUUUUUUAUCUUCAUUUAAUUUUCUUGGACUGUGAUAUUUCCACUUCUCAAUCUUUCCUGUUUCCAUUUCAGAGAGGGUUAAUACUUCAACGUUGGGCACUUUCUCAGUCUGUCACCCAGACAGGUCAAGAGUGUGUCUUGAAAUCUCAGCAGUGGAAGUGGGGUACGGGUCCCCAGUGGUCCUCACUGGCGCCGGGAGUUGUUUUUCUCUUCUUGACUCCGUUGCAGUGUAGUGUAGUAGCUGAGGUCGCUUCCUCGGGAUGCUUUUCAGGGUUGUUCAGAAGCAGUGCAGACCGCUGCGGGGGCUGUUACUUCUCGCCACAGGCGGCCUUGCGUGGCUCCAUGCUUCCUCUCUAAUAGGUCUGUUUUGCAAAGUCCAAGUCAAUAGGCCAGUUUUAUGUUCCUCAUUUCGCUAACAGUGGGACUCUGUUUUGAGUUUGACUUAUUAAACAUUUCAGAACAGAGUACUAGUGGAAGCCCCUUGUUAACCGUAGAUAACUUGGAAAUACUUCUGUUUUUGAAGUUAACAGCUCCAUGUCCUCAGAGCGCAUGAGCCAAGACCAGCCAGGAGCCUGUAGUCUGUGACAGCCUGCCCUAAAAUUAUCUCAGCUGUCUUGUGUUUUCUAGCCUUGCGACCAUAAACUCUCCUUUUUUGCUUAUCUCUGUUUUUGGCAGGGGUAGUGUACCCUCUGUCAGGAAAUUGGGGUUUCCUUCCUGCACCUGUAGAAACUCCCAAGGAUUAUUCCCAGUUUUGGCUAGAGGGAUUAGAAGAAAAAGAAGUUGUUCUCAGUUAACAGAGGUAUUACUGUCUCAGUGGUCAGGAGGAGGUCAGUCGUCAGUGUAAUCACACGCACCUCCGAGACCACCCGAGAGUCACGGGUGCUUUGCUCAGUACACGGAGAGUCCCAGCCCACGGGUGAUGUAAUGUCAGAGGGACCCGAACUCUGGACUCGCCUUUGUUGAUUGCCAUGAAACUUUACUUUAUCUUCAGAAGCGAUCAAAGAUACUAAGUUGCUUUUUAACGAGAGAGUGGUAAAUGAAGCUUUCCCUUGCUGUUUGCUUGUUGGCAUUCAUGAAAGAAGAGGAAAAUAAAUCUCUGCUGGUGAGCACUUGGCGCCCUGAGUGAUGUGUCAGAGUCAGUGCAGGUAGCUCUCGCUCAGUAUAAGCAAGAAGGAGUCGUCAGGAAACCGCCGAGCUGUUUGCUGCAGCGGACUGGAAACGGUGACUCUGGGUUUUAGCCAAGCCCUUAGCCUGCGUUUCCAUAAGGGCAGGACUCUCCUUAGGUAGCAGGAGGGAAGGCAGGGCGUGUCUAGACGGUAGCGUCCGUCCGCUCUCUGAGCAGCUCCCCCGGUAUACAUCUCCCUCUUCCUUAGCCACGCCCAUACUUGACAGAGGCCCCCCCCCCCCAUUGCAGAGCCAGUCCUGAAGCAAGGCGUCUAGAGGGUGGGCAGUCCUGUGGGUGGGGCACGAGUCACUGUACUGCGUCUCACUGCCUUGAAGUAGUGUGUGACUUCAUGUUUUGGGGUUGUUUUUCCUCCUUUAAAAACUGGACCUGAACACAAGCUUUGAGUUGAUAUUUGUAAUAAUCUCAGGACCUGAAAGAUUGUAGCAUUUAGUAUGUCUUAAAAAAUUAUGUACUGUACCAGCCAUGGAUUUUUGUAAAUAUACCUGUCUCCCUUUUUUGUAUUAUUUUAGUAAAAAAAUAAUAUUAAAUUUAAAUAAAAGGGGGUGGUGAUGACAGGUGAAUGGGUGUGGAUAUGUAUGUGUGUGUAUGCAUAAGGCUCUUUUGAGACAAACUGGUGCUCGUUAAAUUUUCCGGCUCAAACCAGAGCAGGAUAUGGACAAAGUGCUGCUACUGAACCCUGCACUGAGCCUCAGCGCCUCCGUUCUGACGUUCCCAGCGGCCGUCCCGCGCUGGCUGCCAGCAGUGGCUUCGCAGUCAGCCUCUCCCACUGCCGUCUUGCUUCUGCAGGUCCCUCACGCGGGCUUGGUGUGAAGUGCCCCCGACCUCCCAACUCCGGUUCUCAGAGAGUUCUUGUCGUCCUCUGCUGGGGAAAACAAAAUUUAAAAAAAGAGCAGAUGAAUUUUUUUUUAACCAAAAAGCUCCAUUUCAUAAAACAAUGGUGAAGUGUGGAUGCUUGAGAGCAUACACAUUCCUAAGUAGAGAUCUGUGAAUUAGCUGAUCAGUCCCAUGGAAACCCUCCCUUCAGUGCAGGGAUUUUUGUUCAUUUUUUCACUUGUUUUGCAACAGCCUCGCUCAUGUUCCAGGUGUAGCUAGCAAACCCGUGUUUGAAGCAAGAGCCUUGUUUGAUUCGGUGUGGCUGUUUCCUGUCUGUCCUUGGUGACAGGGCCUUUUACAUGAGUGCUUUUUCUUUUUGUAUGUGUCAUGUGUUGUAUUAAAUAAAGAGGAAUGUACAUAUUA